This is a messenger RNA of Miniopterus natalensis, 2181 nucleotides long. It is a transcript of the gene TRIM7, whose product is annotated as tripartite motif containing 7. The record is from RefSeq and is a predicted model, not a curated record. Gene Ontology annotation, molecular function: zinc ion binding; protein binding. NCBI's taxonomy places the organism in Eukaryota, Metazoa, Chordata, Mammalia, Chiroptera, Miniopteridae.
CGACCGCGCCCGCGAGCACCGCGCGCACGCCGUGCUGCCGCUUGAAGAAGCCGUGCACGAGGCUAAGGAGCUCCUGGAGUCCAAGCUGAAGGCCUUGAAGAAUGAUCUGGAGGACUAUGAGGUGUUUCGUUCCACCGAAGAGAAGGAGAGCAAGGAGCUCCUGAAGCAGAUGGCAGCUGAGCGAGAGAAGGUGGGGGCAGAGUUUCAGGCACUGCGGGCCUUCCUAGUGGAGCAGGAGGGCCGGCUCCUGGGCCGCCUGGAGGAGCUGUCCCGGGAGGUAACACAAAAGCAGAAUGAGAAUCUAGCCCAGCUCGGGGGCGAGAUCGCCCAGCUAUCCAAGCUCACCAGCCAGAUCCAGGAGACAGCUGGCAAGCCUGACCUUGACUUUCUCCAGGAAUUCAAAAGCACACUAAGCAGGUGCAGCAAUGUGCCUGCCCCCAAGCCAAGCACAGUCUCUUCUGAGAUGAAGAAUAAAGUCUGGAAUGUUUCCCUCAAGACCUUUGUCUUAAAGGGGCUGCUCAAGAAGUUCAAAGAGGAUCUUCGUGGAGAGCUGGAGAAAGAAGAGAAAGUGGAACUGACCUUGGACCCCAACACGGCCAACCCCCGCCUCAUCCUCUCUCUGGAUCUUAAGAGCGUCCGUCUUGGACAGCGGGCCCAGGACGUGCCCAACCACCCGCAUCGCUUCGAUACCAACACAAGAGUCCUGGCGUCCUGUGGCUUUUCGUCUGGGCGGCACCACUGGGAGGUGGAAGUGGGCCCCCAGGAUGGCUGGGCCUUCGGCGUGGCCCGAGAGAGUGUGCGCCGCAAGGGCCUCACGCCCUUCACCCCCGAGGAGGGUGUCUGGGCGCUGCAGCUCAACAACGGGCAGUACUGGGCCGUGACCAGCCCUGAGCGGACACCCCUCAGCUGUGGCCACCUGUCCCGCGUGAGGGUGGCGCUGGACCUGGAGGUGGGGGCCGUGUCCUUCUACGCGACGGAGGACAUGCGCCACCUCUACACCUUCCGUGUCAACUUCCAAGAGCGUGUGUUCCCCCUUUUCUCUGUCUGCUCCACUGGCACCUACUUGCGAAUCUGGCCUUGAGAGACAUUGCAGGGUCCCAGAGGCAGUGGGUCAGGCAAAGGUGACCGCCUUCUCCUGGCUGCCCUUGGGAAGGGACGUUCUCCCUCGGAGCUUCCUGGUCACUUGCAUCUGCCCUUCACUCUUCUUGCCCCAGGCUGCCUUAGAGAGGCUUCUGGAGACUAAGCCUCAGAAGCAGGAGACUGAAAGGGGCUCUGUGUUCAACUGAGCAGAGGAAGAGAGGCCUGGGACCCCCAGGGCCUGUCCCCUACCUGUUUGUUCCUGGCAUGUGGACUUGGCACCAGCUCUGAGGAGGUAGAGGCGGGUGAGGAUGGGAGCCCAGCUGUUCACGGGUGCUUCCUCUUACUGGGGCUUACUGCUCAGACUCAGCAGAGCCUCUGGCUCCUUGGAACAACACCACACCCUGGCCCUGUGUUGUCCUCAGUUGCAAGGGGCACAUUUGGGGCCAGGCCAGCCAGGUUCAUGAUCACUUCUGUUUUGCCUUCUUGUCAGCAGCCAGCUCUGCCUUCAGAGACCUGAAUCCAGCUGGCCUAAUCAAAUCAUCUACUCAGGGAGGAGCACUGUGCUAGCUCAAAGGACAUUCUGGGCCAGAACUGGAAAGAGACCCUUGACCUGUACACGAGGGAAAAGCCCCGGACAAUAUAUAGGCAUGGCUACCCUCUAACAUCCAUAAACUGAUGAUACAGAGUGAUAUGUAUGUACAUCCUUGGCCACAGUGACAGCCACAUGUUCUCACAGAUGCCUAAACCCCUCUCAAGUGCCAAAGUACAGUCUCCCUGGGUAAGGAAACAAAAGGUUUUGGAAUUUUGAAACAUGAGAGUACUCACAAUUUUACAGAUGCAACUAACACCAGCAUGGAAACCCAGAGCACAAACAUGCACCUGACAGAUUGUUUCUGGAACCUGCCAAAUGUAUGCUAACAGCGGAGGACCCUGGUGCCAAAACCAGCUCAGCCUGAGUCCUGGUGGCUAUCACCCUGGCUAAUUGUUCCCCAGCUUCUGUAAGGCUGGGCUUCUGGGAGGGUCGUGGUGGGCUGUUCCUUGCUUAGUGCUCCCCAGGAAAGGGGGAUGGAGAUGGAAAUACAGACGAUGAGUUCAUUUCUA